AUGCUUGGAGCUCUUGCAUCAAGCGUGUCGCUUCUCGGUCUAGCGCUAGCCGACCCCUUCUCUAUCGCCUUUGCUGGCGUCUUUAACAUAGACUCCGACCACCAAGGCCUGCGAACUACCCUUUUCCAGAUAUUCGCUUUUGCAUGGAUCUGGUUGCUGAGCGUAUCAGUGCAGCCCUUGCAAGCCGCCAGUCGGGCCAUUGUCGUGGAGUCUUGCCCAGACCAUCAGCAGGCACAGGCUGCUGCUUGGGUAGGAAGAGCUACCGCGGGCAGCAACGUCGUAGGAUACGCACUCGGUGCACUUCCGUUCGCCGAUCUUCUUUAUACAAGACGUUGGAAAUCGUUCCAGCUAUUAUACCUUUUUGAGAUGUAUGUCAAGGUCGAAGACGAGCGGCCGGGUGUUCUUAGGUCUUUACGACAUCCCGAAGCUAUGGAGGAUAGUCGGCGCUAUGCAUCUCUUGGGGUCUUCUGUUUUGCCGUCGUUUCUCUUCUGGCCAACCUUGCCUUUCCGUUUCUUGCUCGCAGCCGGAACUACGAUCUCAUGGCAGACCCCCACCAUGUCGCUAACAACAAACUGAAGAGAUCACACGACGCAUCCUUACUGACGUUUUGGGCCUUCGGUCACCUUGCGUUUGCGGCAUCUACGCUGGCCACCUUUUUUGCACAAACCAGUACUCAAGGGUUCAUUCUGAUUUCGUCUCUCGGAAUUCCAUGGGCACUGACGAACUGGAUACCGCACGCAAUCGUAGGUAGAGAGGUGACGAAGAGGGAUGGUAGUGCUGCCAUCUUAACGGGAGUCCAUAACUCGUUCAUUUCCGCCCCUCAAAUACUGUCAGCUCUCAUUUGCUCGAUCAUGCUGGCUGUAAAUAAGAAAUUUGUGGACGGAAAUGGGGUGGUGCUUUUGCUGCGCAUGAGCGGGUUUCUGUCUCUGGUGGCGGCCAGCCUUACCCUGCGCUUGAGAUACGUAGUACAGUACGGAGAACGAGCCGUGUGA
Molecule: messenger RNA, 993 nt
Organism: Colletotrichum higginsianum IMI 349063
Lineage: Eukaryota; Fungi; Ascomycota; Sordariomycetes; Glomerellales; Glomerellaceae
Product: General alpha-glucoside permease
Exons: 2
Coding region: 1-993 (330 amino acids)
Cellular component (GO): membrane
Molecular function (GO): sucrose:proton symporter activity
Source: RefSeq, a predicted model, not a curated record